AUGAACGCAACCAAGAUCGUAAAACACACCUGCACGCAAAUUUCAAAAGAUUUUGAAAAUUUUAAAAAGACUGUGAGCCCCACUAGGAGAACCAAAAAUUAUGUAACCACACGUCUCGAAACCCUUGAAGGCAAUUGGGUGAACAUAAAAAACCAAUAUCAAAUAGUGAUUUGCAGUGAUGACGUCAAAGAAGAUGUAGUAAAAAGCACCGAAGAAUUGUUUAAUGAAGCAAAUGAGAUAUAUACGCUCUACAGAUCUAUGCUAUUAGAUGAGUUGGACAAGUUUGCAGAGGCGAAAGCGAAAGAAAUACCUCCUGCUGUUCCUCCAGUUGCAAAAUCUGACGAUAAUAAGCAUCACGAUGUACGCUUACCCAAAAUUAAUCCUCCGACUUUUACGGGUGAAUAUCAGAAUUGGCGUUCAUUUAGAGAUCAAUUCGUUUCUUUGGUCCAUAGCAAUAAAUCACUAACAAAUAUAGAAAAGCUUCAUUAUUUAAAGUCAUGCUGUAAAGAAGGAGCAGGCAUUUUGCUCGAACAUAUAAACGUAGAUGAUGCUAGCUAUGAAAAGGCAUGGGAAUUAUUAAAUUCACGGUAUGAUUUUAAGAGAAUUCUUGUUAAUAACGAGUUAAAGUUGUUUUAUGAAUUACCAGUAAUUCAUGAGGAGAAUUCGAAAGGUAUCCGCGAAUUGUUGGAUAAUUCAACCAAAAUUUUACACGCCCUCACAAACCUAGGACUGCCGGUCCAACAUUGGGAUGCAAUCAUCAUUUUCAUGCUUUUAAAAAAGCUUCCAUCAACAGUACAAACGAAAUGGGAAGCAACACUUGGAACUAAGAAAGAGAUACCCACUUAUAAGGAGUUUUCGGAUUUCUUAGAGACAAGAUUCCGAACACUGGAAAUGGUUGAUGAGCAACAAAAUGUGAAAUCAACCUCAACACAUAAAAAACCAUUAAAAACGGUAUUUCAUGUUAAUGCUGAAACAGCAAAUUUUUCAUGCAAACUGUGCCAUAAGGGUGCACACUCAUUAAGAACAUGUACAAAGUUUUUAAAAAUGGAUGUCAACACAAGGCAACGAACUGUAAAACAAUUAGGGAACUGUUUUAACUGCUUGGCAUAUAGCCAUAAGACAAAUAGUUGCCCUAGUGAUAAAAAAUGCCAUUUUUGUCAAAAGCAACAUAAUUCAUUGCUUCAUUUCGGUAACGCACAAAACCAACUCAACUUACACAAUCAACAAAACACAUACCAACGACAAACAUUCACUCAAGCUAAUCAAUUACCACCCAAUUCAAAUAACACAAUCUCUCAAACUCAAACCAGAACUAUGCCACACAAUAAAACAAAUUCAUUCAACAACACAAAUCCAAACACAUAUAACACAAACAGCUCACAUGCACACCAUAUAUCAACAGAAUUCAAUCCAAAUGCAUCAGCCUUCUAUCCAAACGAUCCACCACCAUCAACAUCAUCAAAUUGCUUUCACUUGAAGGACUUUAAAAAUACACAAAUUUUACUUGCAACAGCAAUCAUAAAAGUCAAAUCAGCUGAUGGAAACUUUAUAAAAUUAAGAGCUUUGAUUGAUCCUGGAUCACAAGCUACGUUUAUAACGGAAUCAGCAUCUCAACUUUUGCGACUCAAAAAAUACAAUACUUCAUUUGAUAUUUCGGUAUUAGGGCAGAACAAAAGCGGUUCUUGUCAAAACUAUAUUGAACUUACCCUAAGUUCAAAUUAUUCAGAUUUCACUAUGUCGACAAAAGGUUAUGUAUAUAAAACAUUAACAGGGCUUUUACCAAGUCAUGAAAUUAUUUCAACAAAAUGGAAACAUAUCCAAGGUUUAAAAUUAGCCGAUCCAACAUUUCAUCGACCAUCAAACAUCGAUAUUUUGUUAGGGAAUGACGUUUAUUGCGAAAUAAUUUUGAAUGAAGUCAUUCGUGAUGAUGAACAAAUAUGUCCAAUCGCUCAAAAAACCGAAUUUGGUUGGAUCAUUUUAGGAAAAGUACCGCUUGAAAAACCCAACUCUAUUCAAGUCUACACACAAAUUGUCGACAUAGACACACAAAUGCGAAAGUUUUGGGAGAUUGAGGAAUCUCCAUACCAAAAAACCGAAACAGAGGAAGAUGAAGCGUGCGAAAAUCACUUUUUAAAACACGUCAAGAGGUUGCCGGGAGGGCGUUUUGAAGUAUCGUUACCUUUCAAGGCAAAUCAACGGCCAGAGCUAAAAUCAACACAACAAACAGCAUUAAGGAUGUAUUACAAGCAAGAAGAAAAGUUACUUAUCAACCCAACAUUACACGAAGAAUAUAAUAAAUGUCUGGCAGAAUAUCUCAAACUUAACCAAAUGGAAGAAGUGGAUAUCACUCAAGACAGCAUCUACAACUCACCUUUUCACAACAUCGUUCCACAUCAUGCCGUCAUAAAGGACUCCAGUACAACCACAAAACUGCGUGUAGUCUUCAACGCAUCAUUUAAAACUUCGAAUGGAACUUCGUUGAAUGACCAUCUUAUGACUGGACCUAAGACACAAACAGAUAUUAUAGCAAUAGUUUUAAGGUGGAGAACACAUAAAAUUACCUUUACAUCUGAUAUAGAAAAGAUGUAUAGACAAAUCCACAUUCAUCCAGAUGAUGCAUAUUAUCAAAUGCUGUAUUGGCGUGAAGAUACAACAACACCAGUUAAACUCUACAAGGUUAAGGUUUUGAUGUUUGGUACUGCUCCAGCUCCAUAUUUAGCGAACAGAACUCUCAAAAAACUUGCCUCUGACGAAGAAUCAACAUACCCACUAGCCGCCCAAAUGAUCCGUGAAGACAUGUACAUAGAUGAUUUAGUUUCAGGUGCUGACACAUUAGAGGUAGCCAACGAAAAGUACCAUCAAAUUUCAACAUUAUUAACUUCAGCUGGAUUUCAUCUUCGUAAAUGGAUGAGUAAUGACAGGGAAUUUUUGAAAUCCAUUCCGGAAGAAGACCGAGAAACAAGUGUUUCUUUGACUUUCGGAUCUCUGGAUCACACGAAGACUCUUGGAAUCAGUUGGUUCCCAUCUACUGACUCAUUUUCUUUCCAAAAGAUCGUUCUCGACAAUAUCGUUACAAAACGUUCCAUUCUUUCAACCAUCGCUCGUCUUUUUGAUCCAUUAGGAUGGAUAGCACCUUGUAUUAUCAAGGCUCAGAUCAUCAUGCAGCAAUUAUGGCUGAAGGGCCUCUCAUGGGACGACAAUAUUCCAGCUGAAUUACAACAGGAAUGGCUCUCUUUUCAAGAAGAGUUAGACAUUUUAGAAGACAUACACAUUCCAAGAUGGAUAAACACUCAAACUGACAUCAAACAAAUAGAACUCCACGGAUUCAGUGAUGCAUCAAUUAAAGCGUAUGGAGCUGUCGUCUACCUUAGAGUAUUAGACAACCAGAACCUCAUACACACUCAUUUGCUCAUUUCUAAAACAAAGGUAGCGCCUGUAAACACAAUAUCGUUACCGAGAUUAGAACUUUGCGGAGCUGUUAUGCUGGCAAAACUUCUCGAUUAUACCCGAUCAGUUCUUCCAUUUAAAACCGUCCAAUUAUUUGCAUGGACUGAUUCUACAAUAACCUUGAGCUGGAUAUCUGGAUUACCAUCAAAAUGGAAGACAUUCAUAGCCAAUAGAGUCACCGAAAUUCAACGGUUGACCAAUAUAAGUAUAUGGCGACAUAUCCCCACCAAAUUAAACCCAGCGGAUUUAAUAUCUCGUGGUAUCCUUCCAUCGAAAUUGAAGAUCAAUACACUAUGGUGGAAUGGACCACACUUUCUUCAUGAAAAAUGGGAUUUUUCAGUACCUAAACAACCUGCCCAAUUAGAAACGGAAGAAGAAAAGAGACAAAUCAAGAUUCAUGUCACCAUCAAAGAUGCUAAUGGCAUUCUUGAUGUAGUUUGCAAAAAAUCCAAGCUUAUCAAGGUAUUAAGAAUCGUCGCCUUAGUAAACAGAUUUAUCUAUAAUUUAAGAAAGGAUGAUGUUUUAAGAAUGAAGUCAGUUCUUUCACCCAUAGAACUUGACAUCGCAUUGCGUACAACCAUAAGGAGUGUUCAACAAUUCAUGUUUCCCGAUGUCAUAAAAGAACUCGAACUUACUAAGAGAACAAAGCUUAAUAAAUCUCUAAACAUGUUUAUUGAUCGAUCUGGUAUUAUAAGAAUUGGUGGCCGACUACAAAAUGCCAAUCUUACAUAUGAUCAAAAGCAUCCUAUUGCAUUGAAACCAGAUCAUAACUUCUCGAAACUCAUCAUUGAAGAUGCUCAUGAGAAAACCCUACAUGGAGGUAUCCAGCAAACAAUCGCUUUUAUUCGAAAUCAAUUUUGGAUUUUCAAUAUGAAAAGAACAGUGAAGAAGUGGUUGAGUAAAUGCUUCACUUGUUUUAGUAAUCAACCCAAAUCAAUGGAACAACUGAUGGGAAACCUUCCUGCACCCAGAGUAAAUAUGUCACGACCAUUCACUCACACUGGUGUAGACUAUGCCGGCCCUUUGGAAGUUAAAACUUGGAAAGGAAGAAAUUCCAAGAAAUUUAAAGGAUAUUUUGCAAUUUUCAUAUGCCUCUCCACGAAAGCAAUUCAUCUUGAAGCUGUAACAGAUCUCACAACUCAAGCCUUUAUCGCCGCGUUCAGAAGAUUUAUAUCUCGAAGAGGAAUAUGUUCAAAUAUUUAUAGCGACUGCGGUACUAAUUUCAAGGGUGCUAAUACCGAACUUCAAAAGAUGUUAAAUGUAGCCAAACAGGAUUAUAAAGAAAUAGCUGACUCACUAAGUAAAUUGGGUACCAAGUGGAACUUUAUUCCUCCUGCUUCUCCUCACUUUGGUGGUUUAUGGGAAGCAGGAGUGAAAUCAGUCAAAUACCACAUAAAACGGAUUGCCCGAAACCAAGCCCUAACAUUCGAGGAGCUCAGUACGCUUCUAACACAAAUAGAAGCUUGUCUUAACUCGAGACCCCUUUGUCCCGUUACAGAUAGCUUGGAUGAUUUUAACGCCCUAACACCAGCACACUUUUUGAUCGGCACAUCAAUGCAUACAGUCCCUGAAGCCAACCUACCAACUGAAAAGAUAGGCUACUUGGACAGAUGGAAACGACUACAAGCAUUACUGCAGUCAUUCUGGAAGGAAUGGAGCGGAGAAUAUUUAACAAGGCUUCAAAAUCGACCGAAAUGGUUGAAAAUCGAAAAACAACCUAAGAUCGGAGAUUUAGUCUUGCUGAGAGAUGAAAGACUUCCACCGUCACAAUGGUCCCUAGCAAGGAUUGUUGAAACCUAUCCAGGACAAGAUGAAUUGAUCCGCGUUGUAAAAGUAAGAACCCAGAACAACGAAUUCAAAAGGCCUAUCACAAAAAUCUGCCCACUCCCAUCGAACAACAUUGAUACAGAAACCACAACAGUGUAA
This is a messenger RNA of Eupeodes corollae, 5373 nucleotides long. RefSeq lists its product as uncharacterized. The transcript has a single exon. The record is from RefSeq and is a predicted model, not a curated record. NCBI's taxonomy places the organism in Eukaryota, Metazoa, Arthropoda, Insecta, Diptera, Syrphidae. Gene Ontology annotation, molecular function: nucleic acid binding. Gene Ontology annotation, biological process: DNA integration. Bases 1 to 5373 code for a protein of 1790 amino acids.